UAUAUAUAUAUAUACUUCAAUUCUCCGUGUAGAGCUAGGUUAUACCAAGUUUUCCUAGCAUGAUGGCAGAUUAUGAAGCAUCUGCAAAUUCUUCUUCAUCAUCAUCAUGUAAGAAAAAAAAAAGAAAAAAAUACGAAGUGUUCCUCAGCUUUGGAGGUGCGGACACUCGCCUUAAUUUCACAGACCAUUUAUACCAUAAACUGACUCAUGGAGGAAUCGAUACCUACAGAGAUGAGGAAAAGCUUAAAAGGGGAGAGAAUAUUUCAGAAGCACUUUUGGAGGCCAUCGAAGAAUCAAGAUUUGCAGUGGUGGUUCUUUCGGAGACCUAUGCUUCCUCCAGUUCGUGUUUGAAAGAACUUGCCAAGAUUGUCGAAUGCAAGAAAAAGAUGGGGCUGGUUGUUCUCCCAGUUUUCUAUGGUGUCGAACCAACCGAGGUGAGGAAACAAAUAGGGAGAUUUGGGAGGGAAUUUAUGAAAGUUUUCAAAGACAAUGUAGGAAUGGUGAAGAAAUGGAGGGAGGCUUUGCUUGAAGUAGCCAAUGUCUCCGGAUGGGAUCUCAAGGGCAGGCAUGAGUCAGAGGUUAUUGACAAAAUUGUUAAAAUGAUUUCAAAAAUUGUAAAUCAAUUCCCAAGUCACAACAUGAACUUAGUUGGAAUGGCUUCCCGUGAAGAAAAAGUGGAGAUGCUAUUGAAAAUUGGGUUGGAAGAUGUUCGAACCAUAGGGAUAUGGGGUAUGGGCGGAAUUGGUAAAACAACACUAGCUCAACAAGUUUACAGCUCAAAUUUCAACAAAUUUGAAGCUACUGCUUUCGUAACCAACGUAAGAGAGGAAUAUAAUAAAAGUGGUACUUUAAUUCAUUUGCAAAAGCUUCUUCACAGACAGUUGCUUGACAUUGAAGGAAACAUAAAUAAUGAAGAUAUGGGAGCAAAGGUAUUAAGAAGGAGAUUGAGUUCGAUAAAGGUGCUAAUCGUCUUAGAUGAUGUUGAUCAGUUAGCACAAGUAGAAAAAUUAGUUGGAAAUGCUGAUGAACAAGAUGAGUGGUUAGGUCCAGGGAGUAGAGUGAUUGUGACAACUACAAAUAAGGACUUGUUGAAGACAUAUGGAGACAACAACAUUUAUGAGGUUGAUAAACUUACCGAUGAUGAAGCUCUUCAGCUUUUAUGCCGGAAAGCCUUCAAAAUGAAGGAACAACCACCUUCAAGUGAUUUUAUGAAGCUGUCCAAGGAUGUUGUGGAAUAUGCUGAUUGCCAUCCUUUAGCUCUUGAAGUUUUGGGUCCUUUUCUUUUUCGAAGACCUAUAGAUCAAUGGCAAGCCACAUUGGCUAAGCUAAGGAAAACUCCUCAAAAAGACAUUGUUUCAAAGCUUCGAAUAAGUUAUGACGGAUUGGAUUAUAAUCAGCGAAACAUAUUUUUGGACAUUGCUUGUUUCUUCAAAGGAGAGGAUGAAUAUCGUGUGAGAAAGAUCUUGGAAGGUUGUGAUUUUAAUCCUACCAUUGACAUAGAAGUGCUUGUUGAAAAAUCCCUAAUUGUUAGGAAAGGAGAUAGAUUAUGGAUGCAUGAUUUAUUACAACAGUUGGGCCAAGACAUUGUUCGUGGUAAACAUCCUAAUGAUCCGGGCAAAUGGAGCAGGCUGUGGUUAAAUGAGGAUGGACGCAAUGUGUUUGUAAACAAUAGGGGAACACAAGAUAUUGAAGGCAUAUUCCUUAGUUUGCCUGAAAAUAGAGAGAUAUCCUUGGAUGAUGAUCCAAUCUCAAAGAUGACAAUGCUAAGAUUAUUAAAGCUUCGAAAUGUGAAAUUUCUCCAAUUUCAUGGAAAUCUUUCUAAUAACUUGAGGCUUUUGGAAUGGCACAGAUAUCCUUUAGUCUCUAUGCCAUCAAGUUUUCAACCUCAUGAACUUGUUGAACUCAUCAUGCCUAACAGCAACAUUGAACGACUAUGGAAUACAACUCCUGUUCAUUUUGAAAAGUUAAUUACAAUCAAUCUUAGCUACUGCAAGUAUUUGAUCCAAAUCCCAGAUUUUAGUAAGGUUCCCAAUCUUGAAAAUUUGAUCCUUGAAGGUUGUAAAAGAUUAUCACACUUUCAACCAGAAAUUGGCAUGCUCAAGCAACUCAUUCUAUUGAACUUGAAAGAUUGUGAAUCUCUCAAGAAUCUCCCCAAAGGCAUCAACUUCAAAUCUCUCAGAACCUUUAUUCUCUCAGGAUGCAAAAGACUUAAUAAGUUUCCAGAGAUUGUCGAAAAUAUGGAUCAUUUGGCUGAACUUUAUUUGGAUGGGACUGCUAUACAGGAGUUGCCAAUGUCAAUCAAGCGCUUGACGAGCCUUACUUUGUUGAAACUAAGAGAUUGCAAGAACUUUUUGAGCCUUCCAGAUGUCACAUUCUGUUCAAAAUCUCUGAAAAGUCUCGAUAUAUCAGGCUGCUCACCUCUUGAUUGUCUUCCAGAAAACUUGGGGAGCUUGGAACAGUUGGAGUUACUUGAUGCAAGUAGAACUGCUAUAAGAGAAGCACCUCUCUCCAUUCUGAAGCUCAACAACCUUAAAACACUAAGUUUCAGCGAGUGUAGCAGCAUGGCACGUAGUCAUUCUCUUUUUUUUGGCUUUCUGGUGCAAAAGGAAGAGCACACCAGUUUCCGGUUACCCAGUUCUUUUGCUGGUUUGAGCUCUUUGACAUCAUUAAGUUUAAGUAAAUGCAAUCUACCAGAAGGAGCUAUUCCUGAAGAUAUUGGUUGCUUGUUGUCAUUGCAGUAUCUAUAUUUGAGUGAAAAUGAUUUUGAGAUGUUGCCUAAAAGCAUUUCUAAGCUUUCUAAUCUUAGAGAACUUCAUUUGGAUGGCUGCAAAAAGAUUCGGUCGUUGCCAAAACUUCCAUUGAGUAUUAAAUAUGUAUAUGUGUAUGAUUGCCCCAUGUUGAAUGAUUCAAAUGGUCAAUUGACAAUAUGGGCAUCUACUGAGGGAUUCAGUUUUAUAGAUGGACGUAAACCAGACAACAGAAGAGGUUUUUCAUAUCACAGUCUUCCAAUGCCUGAAGAGCAUAUUCAUAUACUCUUUCCAAAAUUUAUCAAGGAUCAAAUUGAUGAUGAAAAAAUUUUCCAAAUCCCAUUUCCUUAUACAAGAAUUCCUGAGUGGUGCAGCCAUGGGGAUACCAAGUCUUCUAUAAGAAUUCAACUGCCUGAAGAAGGUGGUAGAGCUUGGACUGGAUUUGCACUGUUUAUUGUCUUUUUAAUCCAAGAACAUGAAAACUAUGAGGAAGUUUGGGACUUAAAAGAGACUCUUUGUCAUUUUUCCACCAGUGAAGGUUGUCUUCAAAAUCCCAUUGUCAUAGAUAGCUUCAAAAACUUGAAGGUUGGAUCAUAUGGCCUUUGUGUCUAUGUACCAAAAAUAUGUUUUGCAGAAAGGUUGAACAAAGAAAGUCAUAUUGAAGCUUCCGUUUCAACGAGUAGACCGGAUGUGGAGCUGAAAAUGUGUGGCCUGCAUGUAAUAUUCAACCAUGAGGUGACAAUGUUUACUCAAGAUUUGGUUGAGACAAGUACUGAACACCUAAACUUGAAAUCCAUUAAACAUUACAUGCGAGUACUAGAAAGGGCAACCAAAUUGGAAAGAUCAAGUUGUUUAUUAGAUUUUGAACAAAAACAACCGGAAGAAAGAAAAUGCAGGUACAGAAAUCGACCCUUUGUGAGUAUUCAUCUGACCAGCAAGUUGGGAAGUGAUUUACAAUCUUUCCUUCUGAAAAUCUUCCAGGGACUCUGUGUGCGUAAGCACCAUAUGUUUUUUCUUUUCCGUGUCAAAAAGAUUGUAUGCUGGUUCUUCCAUCAAAGCGUAGGGCGCCAUGUAGUGUGCUACCUCCCUAGGAACUUGUUUGAUGAGAAAGAAUGGGUAGGAUUUUGUCUGAUUGCUUUUCUUACUUGGUCUCCAUCUUUUUACAGUAACAAUCAUUUGGAUUCAGAAACUCCUCCAUUGCUUAAUGUUCACUUGCAUUCCCAUCUUGGAAGUAGUAUAUUUUAUAUAACUACUUUCACCAUUGAUGUUAGCAAUAAAGCACUUUUAUUACUUCAUGUACCAAGAAAGUACUUUGGAAAACAGUUGAAUCAAUGUUGGGGAGUAAGUGCGUUGUUCCAAACUAAUAUCCCUGAUGUGCAUGUUGAAAUGUGUGGAAUCCAAGUAGUACAUGAGCAGGAUGCGGAAUUUAUAAGUCAAAUGAUAACUGAUUUUUCAUUGAGCGAUCCAAAUGAACAAAUGCAUCAACAAUACUACGAUGCAUAUAGUAAAAUGGCGAAUUACUUUCUCAGUGAAGUUGAGGCUGGUGAACCUGAGACAGAGGAGAAAGAAAUGUCCUCUAUUGAAAGUAGGGUAUAUGAAUCUUCCUUACAGAAGCUUCUGCAAGGUACUCAACAAGUGGAGGAACAAGUUUUAACUGCAUAUGAGGAACUAUAUGUUCCAUCUGAGACAACAGUGCUUCAUUCCAAAAAAUGCUUUUUUGAUUCUUCAUAUCAAAUGAUCAGAGAUGACAGUUCGACAGAUUCAACGGGCGGUAUCAUCCAUUUACAGGUAAUGGCAGAGACUGCACUUUAUGAUAAUGACUUGAACAAGUGGAAAAAGUAUCUUGAGGAUGUACUUAAAUGUCUCUCCGGGCAUUAUGUCUUUGUUACUCUGAGUCUCAAAGGACGUAUCAUAUCUUUUUUGAAGCCUUUUAAUCCUAUCUCAACAUUCGAUUUCUGUUUCCCUCGAAAGGAAAUCAUAGAUUGGUUUGGAGAUUAUGAUCAUCCUGGUAAGCAAAAGGUGGAAAUUGAAUUACCUCAGAAUCUGACUGAUGAUGAAAAUUGGAUGGGAAUUGCUGUAUGUGCUGCUUUUUCAGUACACGAGCACCUAGGUGCUGCCAUUGAAACAUCUUUCAAACUUCUAUGCCAUUUGCAUACCGAAGUAUAUUGUUUGAAUCCUGCUCCAAUGUUUUGCGUCACUAAAGACAGAUUCAAGUGGCUAUUUGUACGCGGAUUCAUUUGGUUAACAUACAUUCCAAGAUGCUUGUUGCUUGCAGAGUUGAAUGGGAAGAAGUACAUAGAGAUUAGCAUCUACAAUGAGUGUCCUGGCCUGAUUAGGCACAAUCUAAGUGCUCGUCUCAUGUAUCGACAUGAUGUGGAAGAAUUUAGACAAUCAAUAACCAAAUGCAUGACCUCACUUUUCGACAAUAUGGAUUGUAUCCGACGAUUUGUUGAUGAUGAAUCUCAAGCUGAUGAGAUAGAAACUAGCACUGAUCAUUAUGGCAAUUCGUAUAAUGUGGACAGAAAUCAGAGAGAACUCAUUCCUAGAACAAGUGGACUGGAUUUUGAUGCAGACAUGAUUUAUAGCUCAUGUUUCCCUCCUAGUGAGAUUCUAGACUGGUUCAACAGUCAAAGUAGUAUUAAUGGAUGUUCAGUGACAAUACAACUCCCAUCAAAUGUAUAUAAUGAUGGUGAUUUUCUAGGAUUGGCUCUAUGUGCCUAUUUCUCAGAGCUAGAGCAUCCAUUAAAUACUUCUUCUAUUAAUGGCAAUUUUGAUCCUGAAAUGCCUCACCAUUUAGUUUGUCACUUGGAGUUAGAAGUUGAAGGAAACAGAGUUGGUAUUGAAACUCUGCAUCACCAUCGAAUAACCAACAAGGAACUCAACAAGUUACAUCAUGAUCAUGGAGAAUUCAUGUGGCUGUCCUAUAUAUCGCGUAACUGGCUUUCGAAUCAACUGAAUGACUCCAGUCUCAUCGAGGCUUCAUUUGCAAGCGAUAAAGGAUGGUGGAGAGCUCACAAGUGCGGUCUGUGUCUUGUAUACAAUGAGCAGGUGGAAGAGUUUCAGCAGAGAAUAAACCACUGCAUGGCCUUGUUGGGUUGACAAUAAUGUGCUGGUAAGAUCAAAUCUUAAUAAUAAAUGAAAAGAAACAAGAAAACAACACCAUGAUGAUCAGCCAGAAUGUAGCACAUCUCAAAGCAGCUUUAUCUGAUUCUCAGCAAAAUAUAUUAUACCACAGAGAGACUGUAAAGUCACUUAUGCUGCUUCACUCUCACUCUGAUCUGGAUGAUAACGGAUGCAAGUUGAUUGCCCUGCCUCCUAAAGCUCCUCUUCUCUGCUACUAAUUUAAAAAGGUUGAUCAUUAAGGACAUGGUACUGCUUUUAUUUUAUUUUAUUUUUUUUUUUUUGGGUGUUGUAACUUUU
Messenger RNA from Ziziphus jujuba (common jujube), 6167 nucleotides. RefSeq names its product TMV resistance protein N. Lineage: Eukaryota; Viridiplantae; Streptophyta; Magnoliopsida; Rosales; Rhamnaceae. Gene Ontology annotation, biological process: signal transduction; defense response. The transcript has 8 exons. The record is from RefSeq and is a predicted model, not a curated record. The coding region runs from base 60 to 5846 and encodes 1928 amino acids. Gene Ontology annotation, molecular function: ADP binding.